AUUUCAUUUUCCGUCUGCGUUCCACAAAUAGCAGGAAUCACAUUCGAUUCUCCAAUAACAUCAACAGUUCAUCGUUUCGAUCUCUUCAAGUUUCCUGUGUCUUUGUGGCAAAAUUCAUUGCCACAAAGUUCACUCCUUUGAGUUCUUUCUGUUUCCAACAACAGUGCCCUUUACCAAACACUGGAUCACCCCCACGAUGCGACUUUCCCUUCAUUUCCAAGUUCGUUUCACUCCGGAUUAAGGGCUUUAUUCCCUUCAAAUCCAAGGAGAUUUCUGGGUUUUAUUGCUGGAAUCAGAUUCUGGGUUGAAUCGAUUUUUACACGGAUGAGAAAACCGAGUGAGAAUUAUAGGGAAAUAGUUAUAGCUAGAAAUGGUGGAGAAAGUGAGGAAUCUCCAGAGAAAAAAUCAUCUAAGUCUCCCAAAGGAAUGAAUAAGGCUAUUCAUCCACCAAUUGAGACACACUGGCAUCUUCCUCAAGAAAAAAAGCCUUGUUCGUCUCCAAGCUCAGGGUUUAAGUCAAUUCUUAAAUACCCACUUAAGGUCAGGGAUUCCGUGAAGAAAAUUAAAAGGAGCAGAAGCAUGCAACUAGUCCUUGAGGGAGUUCAUGACCCAAAAGAUGAACAAAUUGUAGAGUCUUUCCGGGAAUUGCUUUUCCUUGAAGGAGGUGUGCUGGCACAGAACUAUGACUAUCAUACUCUUUUAAGAUUUCUAAGAAUGACGGAUUUUGACCUGUUAAAGGCAAAAACAAUGCUGUCCAAUUAUCUUCAAUGGCGUCAGGAUUUCGGAGUUGAUACAAUCCAAAAGGAGUUUAAGUUUGAUGAGCUUGCAGAAGUGAAGAAACGCUACCCUCAUGGAUUCCAUGGAGUGGAUAAAUAUGGUAGACCAGUAUACAUUGAAAGGAUUGGCAUGGUAGACAUGAAUGAAUUGCUACAAAUAACCACGAUUGAAAGAUUGGUUAAGAAUCAUAUAGCAGAACAAGAGAAAACAUUAAGUUUGAGAUUUCCUACGUGCUCGAUUGCUGCCAAGAAGCAUAUUGCGUCCACUACAAGUAUCUUAGAUGUGAAGGGAGUUGGAAUGUCCAACUUCUCAAAGCCUGCGAGGCAUCUCUUCAUGGAAGUCCUGAAGAUUGAUAGCAAUUACUACCCAGAGACUCUUAAUAAGCUAUUCAUUAUCAAUGCUGGAUCUGGGUUCCGAAUGCUAUGGAAAGUGGUCAAGGCAUUUCUGGAAGCACGAACAUUGGCAAAAAUUCAAGUGCUGGGAAACAACUACUUUUGCAACCUGAUUGAAGUUAUUGAUCCAAAUAAUUUGCCAUCUUUUCUGGGUGGAAAUUGUACAUGUGCUGAUUAUGGGGGCUGCUUAUUAAGUGAUAAAGGACCUUGGAACAAUCCAGAAAUUAUAGAGAUGCUUCAGGCACUGUCUGCAACAGAAGAGAUCAGUAAUGAAGGAAACGGAGAUCUGACUUCAGAAGAUGCUUUGCAGGAGGAUGUGGGCAGUGCCAAAAGUAAAGAAGACUCGAGACAUGGGGAGACACUAAUGAUCAACGAGCAUGCAUCACAGAAGAUCUUGGCACUGCAGGCUGCAAUAUCUGACACCAAGACAAAACUCAAGGCAUUAGAAGCUGCACUCGAGGACAUCAAGACAGUUUUGGAAGGACUUACACAGCACGUCAAAGAGUUAAAGACUUAAGCUUACCGCCAUAUCUGGCUUUGAGCAUAGAAAAACAAUUAUGUUUUUCUUUAAUCCUCAUUCUGUAUAUACCUUCAAAGGGACCCUUUGAUGAUUAGGUACGGACCCCUCUCACGCCAUCCAUUAAAAUUUUUUUGCAGUUGCUCAAAGUUGGUCCCUCUGAAGGUUAGGUAGAAGUUGCAAUGAUUGCUAUUUUUCCUAUACUGUAACCUUAAUCUUAUCUUAAUGUGCUUGCUAAUUGGAUGAAAUGUGACCCACCCCUUUACCUUUC
Rubroshorea leprosula is the source of this 1957-nucleotide messenger RNA. The record is from the annotation of a GenBank genome assembly. NCBI's taxonomy places the organism in Eukaryota, Viridiplantae, Streptophyta, Magnoliopsida, Malvales, Dipterocarpaceae.